This is a messenger RNA of Tetranychus urticae (two-spotted spider mite), 673 nucleotides long. RefSeq lists its product as uncharacterized. Lineage: Eukaryota; Metazoa; Arthropoda; Arachnida; Trombidiformes; Tetranychidae. The record is from RefSeq and is a predicted model, not a curated record.
GAUAACCAACUUUACUUUAAUUAUAUAAUACAAAUAUUUAUAACUUUGUAGUGAAAUCAAAUACUUUGAAGUUCUAAUCCAAAAUGGUCUACAAACUAUUUCUUUUAAGUAUUGUGUUCUUAUCCAUGCUCAUAAAUGAUAAUAAUUGUGUUCAAGCUCAACGUCCCUUCGAAAGAUUUUGCCGGACUACAGGCUGUGACAACCGAACCCUUCAACAAGUAACUGACCAAUGUAGGAGAGCAUACGGUAGUAGUAUAAUCCGACCUGAAUCGUGUGGUGGAGGACUUACUCGCUAUCGAUGCUGUGAAAGUUGUCUGGAUAUACCCUGUUCAAGUGAACCUUCGCGAAGCGUAAUACUAGAUUUAUGUGCUCGGGAAUUUGGUGAACUUAAUCCCGGUAUCCAGUUUGGCGAAAUCUCCGUCUCGGGCAAUUCUUGCGGUAUAGGAGUUUGGACCUAUCAAUGCUGUCUAAGAAACCUUUAAAGCCUUUUCAACAAAUGGCUUCAGCAAUUGGAAGAAUUGGUUGGUUUGCUUCAACCGAUGAACUUGGAUGGACUAAAAGAUAAACGAUUUAUGGUCAAUAGGACUGAACAAAUAAUUAUAUGUUUGAUGUAAUAACCAGAAUAAGAUGCGACUUAAAACACUUUUCGCGAUUAUUUCAUCAAUAAAAAUUU